AUGAUUGGGAGGGGAUUGGAACACCUGAAUCACAUGAUAUGGAGGGGAUUGAACACCUGAAUCACAUGAUAUGGAGGGGAUUGGAACACCUGAAUCACAUGAUUGGGAGGGGAUUGGAGCACCGGAAUCACAUGAUAUGGAGGGGAUUGGAACACCUGAAUCACAUGAUAUGGAGGGGAUAGGAACACCUGAAUCACAUGAUAUGGAGGGGAUUGGAACACCUGAAUCACAUGAUAUGGAGGGGAUUGUAACACCUGAAUCACAUGAUAUGUAGGGGAUUGGAACACCUGAAUCACAUGAUAUGGAGGGGAUUGGAACACCUGAAUCACAUGAUUUGGAGGGGAUUGGAACACCUGAAAUCACAUGAUAUGGAGGGGAUUGGAACACCUGAAUCACAUGAUUGGGAGGGGAUUGGAACACCUGAAUCACAUGAUAUGGAGGGGAUUGGAACACCUGAAUCACAUGAUUGGGAGGGGAUUGGAAACACCUGAAUCACAUGAUAUGGAGGGGAUUGGAACACCUGAAUCACAUGAUAGGGAGGGGAUCGGAUCACCGGAAUCACAUGAUUGGGAGGGGAUUGGAACACCUGAAUCACAUGAUUUGGAA
Messenger RNA from Staurois parvus, 606 nucleotides. The record is from the annotation of a GenBank genome assembly. Lineage: Eukaryota; Metazoa; Chordata; Amphibia; Anura; Ranidae.